UCCCACGGUCGACUCCACACUAUCCACAUUCGGAUCAAGAGGUUUGCUUUAGUUCAGUGUUUUGCUAACCCACUUGUAAUAACCGUUUAAUUAUAGGCGAGCUAAGUUGGCGUUGUGAGAGGACCACAGAGGAAUUUGUUCAGCAACAAGUUUGGAACACAUGCACUCGCUACAAAGUUGCAAACAACGUUUUUUGAAUGGAGGCUUCGGCUGUGAGAGCCAUAGUGAAGUUCGGAGAGGGGGCGCAGGCUGGGGUGGUAGGCUAUCUGAUUUGACGUUAUAAUCAGACAGUAUCCUGUUGCGAGCAAGAGUCAGCUGGCUCACCGAGGAGAGGACGGAGCUUAUUCUCGCUAUUAUUCGGAUCUUUGUCCAUUCCGGAGUAGACCUAGGUAUAAUUGCUUCCGCGGGAUAGCUGACACACUACGGGAGAAACUACUAUAACUUCGGGUUGGGAUCUCCACGUCAGAAUACCGCGUGACAGUGCUCUCUCUCCGCUGACUGGACUGGACAGUAGACUGCGGUAAUAUUUUACUUUGGGAGUAACGAGAGUUUGGAUUUCAUAUUUUCGUUUCAAUUGUUUACUGUGUUGAACGUUGUUUUUAUUGGCUAGCCUACUUUUAAAUAAAUUGGACAGAACAUUUUUUUUGUGAAAGUUGUGGCUCGAACCUUAAAUCAGAUCAUAGUUUAUACACAUUUUGUAAUUCACUUCAAGAUGGAUAAAUACGACGAUUUGGAUCUUGAGGCAAGUAAGUUUUUAGAAGACCUCAAUAUGUAUGAGGCAUCUAGGGACGGGCUGUUCCGAAUGAAGAAGGAUGCACGGAACAACUCCGACUUUGAAGAAACCAGGAGAGUUUUUGCCUCCAAAAUGACAAAAAUCCACAUACAGAAACAGCAAGAGGAAAUUGCCAAAAGCAAUUUGGUUGUGAGAAUGAACGGGGGUCAAAACAGAGCGGCAGACAGCACGUUUUACACCAAAGACAGGCCGCCUAUCAAUAGCUACAGACCGGCAGGGGAAGCUGCAGCCAAGCCUCCCAUACUCUCUGGCCCUUUGCCAGGCACCGCCAGUGGCGCGAGUCAGUACGCGCCCUAUGACGCUCUGAAACACCAUUCACCCAGUCAACAGUCAUACGGCUACGGAAACAAUUACGAUAACAAGGAGCGUUUUGAGCCGCAUUCUUACCACCACGCCUUGAGUCCCACCAGCCCUGGGAACGCACACACACAUGCUUCUGGUCACCCUGCCAGUCCCUCGGGCACUUCGGCCUCCUACUCCUCCAGGGGUGGCCAGGCCUCCUCAGGAUCCUCCAGCCCUGCUGGAUCAUCAGGCCUUAUGUGCAGCCCAUCUCAGCAGCCCCCACACCACUCACCAUCUCCCCCCUUCUCUGACAGCCUACAGUCUCUGAGCCCCACUAGACUGCACCAGAGCAAGGCUGCCACCCUACUGGUGCAGCAGAGACCCCCCAUGUUGUCUGAUGCUGGGGCUGCAGCAGACUGGAUGCGGAGCUUGGGGCACCCAGACCUGUUAGAACCACUCCCUCUGAGUGCCUUCACUGGCGGAGCUGACCUGUACCAGCAGCUGUCUCCCCAACUUGCCACUGUUACACCACCAACAGGCCCUUACUCAGCAGCAUCCUCUAUGAGCCCAAGAUCAACAGCCAACCAUGGAAAUCUAGGCCAGAACGGGCUCUCUCAGAGUCCUGUGGUUCUCACCCCCAGCCCCACCCGUGCUCAAGUGGCUGUCCCAGCCCCACCUGCACCCCCAUCUGAGGCAGCCCAGCCCAAAGCCACAGCUGGAGCUUACUUCCCUGCCUCUGCCUCUCCCUCUGGAAUCAGUGUCUCUAGAAGCUUUGGCCAUGGUCAAGGUGUAGGCCAGGCGCAGGGCAGGCAAGUGGCCAUGGGGGUGGAUGUGCCCUCUGGCCUAGACAGCCAGCUGUCCUCUGGUGGUGAGGCAUGCCAACCCCAGCCCCAGUCUGAAGCCCCCAGCACCCCCAGAGCUCUCAAACUGCCCAGCCAGACUCUCCAUGUCCAACCGGAGCAGGGGCCGUCUGCCGCCGAGAUCAAAUUAGAAGCCCUGACCAAGCGUCUGGAGAAGGAGAUGGACGCCCAGCCCAAGGCAGACUACUUCGGGAGCUGUGUGAAGUGUAACAAGGCGGUGUACGGAGCCACUGAGGCCUGCCAGGCUAUGGGAAGCCUCUAUCAUGAUGUCUGCUUCACCUGCAGCGCCUGCAGCAGAAGGCUACGGGGGAAAGCAUUUUACUACGUCGGUGGGAAGGUGUUCUGUGAAGAGGACUUCCUGUAUUCUGGAUUCCAGCAGUCUGCAGACAAGUGUAACGCAUGCGGACAUCUGAUCAUGGAUAUGAUCCUGCAGGCCCUUGGGAAGUCCUACCACCCUGGCUGUUUCCGUUGUGUCAUCUGUAAUGACAGUCUGGACGGAGUGCCCUUCACUGUGGACACAGAGAACAAGAUUUACUGUGUCAAAGACUACCACAGGGUCUUGGCCCCCAAAUGUGCAGCAUGUAACCAGCCCAUUCUGCCUUCAGAGGGCUCUGAUGAAACCAUCCGAGUGGUAUCCAUGGAUAAAGACUACCACGUGGAGUGCUAUCACUGUGAAGACUGUCAGAUGGAGCUGAACGACGAGGAGGGGCACCGCUGCUACCCGCUGAACGGCCACCUCCUCUGCCACGCCUGCCACCUGAAGCACAUCGAGCCGGGCUGCGCCUCGCCCACCGCUGCCUCCUACCAGCACCAGUUCUAGUUUUAGGAUCUAGUGCAUGGUGCCACCAGGUGGCCCUCUGAACUAACUGCCAAUAACCAGCCACAACCAAUCUGCCAAAAUAAAUCUGUCUAUAAUGGUUUGGAUGAUAAUGUGUGCCUUUACUGUACAUCUCUGAUGUAAGUGUGGUCUCAGUUAGGGUUAAUUGUGCUAUUUGUUGAUUGAUUGAUUGAUUGAUUGAUUGCGUGUGUGGGAGUGUGCUUGUAAAUGACCUGUUAUUAUUUUUUGUGUAAAAAUCAAUUUCUCUAUUGAAGACAUUGUUUUAUUAGUUGUAAAGUGUUGAACUUUCAUCUGACACGAAUGUUAAUAAUCUGGAAAUAACAAACAUUUUAUA
Oncorhynchus gorbuscha (pink salmon) is the source of this 3107-nucleotide messenger RNA. RefSeq names its product Wilms tumor protein 1-interacting protein-like. Gene Ontology annotation, cellular component: P-body; nucleus; transcription regulator complex. The coding region runs from base 713 to 2755 and encodes 680 amino acids. NCBI's taxonomy places the organism in Eukaryota, Metazoa, Chordata, Actinopteri, Salmoniformes, Salmonidae. Gene Ontology annotation, biological process: cytoskeleton organization; negative regulation of hippo signaling; regulation of DNA-templated transcription. Gene Ontology annotation, molecular function: transcription corepressor activity. The record is from RefSeq and is a predicted model, not a curated record. The transcript has 8 exons.